AUGGUGAUGACAGAAGAGGAGAGCACAGUGAGGGUAGUGGUUCGAGUGAGGCCCCCUACCCCAAAAGAAUUGGAGAGCCAUCGAAGGCCUGUGGUUCAGGUGGUAGAUGAGAGAAUGCUGGUAUUUGACCCAGAGGAGCCAGAUGGAGGUUUCCCUGGUCUAAAAUGGGGAGGCAGUGUCCAUGAUGGUCCGAAGAAAAAGGGCAAAGAUUUGAAAUUUGUCUUUGAUCGCGUUUUUGCUGAGACAGCCACACAGCAGGAGGUGUUCAGGCAUACCACCCACAGCAUCCUGGAUGGGGUUCUUCAGGGGUAUAACUGCUCAGUGUUUGCCUAUGGGGCCACAGGAGCAGGGAAGACACACACCAUGCUGGGAGGAGAGGGAGACCCUGGCAUCAUGUACCUGACCAUGAUGGAGCUUUAUCAGCGUCUAGAGGCCCACCGACAGGAGAAACACUAUGAGAUUCUUAUCAGCUACCAGGAGGUCUACAACGAGCAGAUCCAUGAUCUCUUAGAUCCCAAGGGUGCCCUAGCUAUCCGAGAAGACCCAGACAAGGGGGUUGUGGUUCAGGGACUCUCCUUCCAUAAGCCAGCCUCAGCUGAACAGCUUCUGGAUAUGCUGACUAGAGGGAACCGGAACCGUACACAGCAUCCCACUGAUGCUAAUGCCACAUCCUCUCGUUCUCAUGCAGUCUUUCAGAUCUAUGUGAAGCAGCAGGACAGUGUGCCAGGACUAACCCAGACCCUGCAGGUUGCCAAGAUGAGCCUGAUUGAUCUGGCAGGCUCAGAGAGGGCAUCAAGCACCCAUGCCAAGGGAGAGCGGCUUCGGGAGGGUGCCAACAUCAACCGCUCACUGCUGGCACUCAUCAAUGUCCUUAAUGCCUUGGCAGAUGCAAAGGGCCGGAAGACCCACAUACCAUACCGAGACAGCAAGCUGACCCGUUUGCUUAAGGACUCUAUAGGAGGAAACUGCCGGACAGUGAUGAUUGCUGCUGUCAGCCCUUCAGCCCUGGCCUACGAGGACACCUACAAUACCCUCAAGUAUGCUGACCGUGCCAAGGAGAUCAAGCUCUCGCUCAAGAGCAACGUGAUCAGCUUGAACUGUCACAUCAGCCAGUAUGCUACCGUCUGCCAACAGCUUCAGGCUGAGGUGGCUGCCCUUCGGGAAAAGCUCCAGGUCUAUGAAACAGGAGCAAGGACUACCCCAUCGGAGUUCCCAGAGCUGCCCAAGCCAUCUCUCUGCAUUAGCCCUCUGCAAUCAGGCCCCAGACUUCCCAACUCGCCCUCACUGUCCCAUCAUCCUAGCCAGUCCUGCUCUCUAGAGCUCUACUCAAGCCCUGAAACUCCCCAAGAGGAGAAAGUAGAGACCCAAGUGGAGGCUAAAGAGGUGAAGAAGCAUAGUUCUCAAGCCCAGGAACCAAUGAAGGAGAGGAAUGAAAACGCCAUAAAGGAGGUGCCACAGUUUCCUGUUUCAGCCAUAGAGCCCAAGCCAGGAUUGGGCAGCCUCACACCAACAGAAAUGGACAGAGACAGGACCAAGAGGCUAGCCCUGGUAGUGCUACACCUAGCCCAGCGGCAGUACUCUCUUCUCAAAGAAGCCAACCUCCUGACACCAGACAUGGUUUUGGAGUUUGAAGCAGUGCAACAGCUGGUUCAGGGAGAGAAGACAGUGCCAUGUGGAAAGGUUGGAAAGGUUGCUGAUACUCCUAGUCCAGUCAGAGGGGUACCUCUGUCCCAGGAUCUGUCCCCAGAGUCAAUACCUCCAGCAUAUUCUGGCCCCACAACACGAACCAUGGCAAGACGUCUGAGUGGACUUUUGCCCAUCCUGGGUCUUCCACCACCUUUUUCAACCCUCUCUCCCCAAAGUUCUCAGGCUCCAAGGAAGAAGAAGAGGAGGAGGUCAGAGGAAUCAAGCUCACCCAAACUGAACAGCCACUCUUCCUUUAAAUUGAGGGUCAAACGGCAAAGGAAGUCCUUGCCUAACACAGAGAAAAGUUCUGUGCCCCAGGCCUGGCCUUCCACAGGACUCAACACCCCUAAGAUGGAGGUUGCAUCCACUGAUCCCUUUCCCCACAUAUGCUCAGCCACUGUUGUCAAAAGCCGGGUGCCUCUGGGCCCAUCUUCUAUGCAGAACUGCUCUACUCCUCUCAGCCUACCUACCCACAACCUUAAUGCUACCUUUGACCUGUCCGAGGGCCCCCUCUUGAAACCUACUGCCUCUGAAUUCCUCACCUGGGAGAAUGUCCCUGCUGCCUUGAACAAGAUGGAUAAACCCUUCAUUCCUAGGGGGCCCAUGCCACUAUUCACCAUGAAGGGUCCCAAGCCAACAUCUUCCCUGCAUGGUGGCUCUGCCCGAAAGAAGAAACGCCCUUUGAGGUCCUCAGCUUCCUGUUCAUUGGCUGCUCCCCAGGGUCGGAGUCGAAUUGCCAGACUCCACAGCAGCACUAUGAAAAAAUCAGGAGGUCCCCUUGCCAUCCCAGGUAACUGGCAGGAGACAGGGAGGAGAGGUUUAACCAAGGCCAAGAAAGUACCAGAACCUUCCUCCAGCCCCCGAUGGACAGGCCGGAAGGACUCUGCAGGACUUGGAGGAGCCCCAAAGGCUGGUAUCCGGCCCAGCAGAGGCAAAUCCAUGAUCAAGGGGUCCUGAGAAUGGGAUAUGUCUCCUCUGCUUAUCACCUUGGCUCAUUCUACUGUCCCAUGCUUUUCCUGGCAUUCUGCUAACAAUAAACUCAUCCUCUAGUACACUGUCCAUUAUAAACUACCCAAUUUCCCUGACACUGC
Messenger RNA from Gracilinanus agilis (Agile Gracile Mouse Opossum), 2777 nucleotides. It is a transcript of the gene KIF18B, whose product is annotated as kinesin family member 18B. Lineage: Eukaryota; Metazoa; Chordata; Mammalia; Didelphimorphia; Didelphidae. The transcript is spliced from 15 exons. Gene Ontology annotation, molecular function: ATP binding; microtubule binding; microtubule motor activity. Gene Ontology annotation, biological process: microtubule-based movement. The coding region runs from base 1 to 2643 and encodes 880 amino acids. The record is from RefSeq and is a predicted model, not a curated record.